Molecule: messenger RNA, 3690 nt
Organism: Ophidiomyces ophidiicola
Lineage: Eukaryota; Fungi; Ascomycota; Eurotiomycetes; Onygenales; Onygenaceae
Exons: 3
Coding region: 1-3690 (1229 amino acids)
Cellular component (GO): microtubule organizing center
Source: RefSeq, a predicted model, not a curated record
AUGGCGUAUAAUUACAUUGACACCCCGCGCACGGAAAUGGGGAACGCGACAUACAUAACAAACGGGCUCCGAAGCACAACGCGACACAAUCUUUCGGCACUUGAUUCGAUGGAAAAUUCUUUCCAGUCCCCUUCUAAAGAUGGCGAACUACUCAAAACAGAAGUGAAUAGACGAAACCGCAAAAACGGUGAUUUCUCAUUACGAACCCCUCGGGCUGGCGCUCCACCAUCCUCGAAGAGCCGGCGGAAUCUUCCUACCACAGCGCCUCCGAAGGGAGAAUUUACGCCUCUUAUGAAAAGUGUUACGAAAGGAAAUCUCUUGCGUGGCUCAAGAAAGGGCGGCCCUCAAACACCCGCUUACCUCAGGAAUGAUUAUCGGGAUCCAAAUACACCGGGGCUACCGAAAAUGGAACAGAGUGAAAUCUAUGAAGACUUCUCCAUGAACGAGGAUGACCCGACGCCUGUUCCUCAAAUAGCAAGCAGUAGCCCACAGAGUACUCCGUUGCCUGUGCUGCCGGGACGAAAUGUGAAUGGAGGAGUGAUUAAAGACGAGAAUGUUAUGACGCUCAAGGAGCAAGAAAAUGUUAUAAACAAACUGGAUAAAGAAAAUUUUGACCUGAAAUUGAGGAUCACCUUUCUCCAGGAGAAGCUGAACAAGGCUGGCCCGGAUUUGAACCGAACUGCUCUAGAAGAAAACAUAGAACUGAAAGUAAGUGGAAAGACGAUGGAGCGUGAAUUGCUGCGUUGCAAGCACAAUUUGGCUCGGGCUCAGAGAAAAGCAGAGGCAUGCCAACGAGAACUCGAAAGUUUCCAAGAAAAAUGGAAACGAAGGCAGGCAGAUGGUACAUUACAAAAAGAAUUGGACUGGAUGAAAGAGGAUUCAGAGAACAAAGAUAUAGAGAUUAACGAAUUACGAGAGGAACUAAGGUCGGUGCAGAGUAAAGAGUCCGAUGAGAUCCAGGAUUUACGCGAUAAAAUCGGUGACUUGGAGUACACAAUAAGAGAAAAAGAUACUUUGUUGGAGAAAAAGGAAGAGGAGGUCGAGGAACUCAAAGAGAAAGAGCAGGAGGGCAAUGGUUCCCUUACCGAGCUUGAAGCAGAACUUGAGCGUGCCAGAACUCAAGUCAAUGAGUUUAAGGAGAUCAUCAAAGAGUUAAGAAAUGAAUCAAAAGACACCGAGACUGCUUGUCAGAGAGCUGUUGAGGAAAAGAACCGUGCUAUCGAAGACUUAAGGGAAUUACAAGAUGAGAUGGCCAAUAAGUCCUUUUACACGAAAGGGUUAAGCCGCCAACUUGAAGAUAAAGCAAAUUCUCUCGAAAACGAAGUGACCAUGCUGCGACGCCAAUACCGAGAUGCACAAGAGGAAUUGGAAACCCAGAAGCGAUUAGAGCGGCACCUCCAGCAACAGAUUCAGGAGCUUCAGCAAGACCUUGAUUUAGUGAAGGCGAAAUCCCAAGAUGAAAUUGAGAUUAUCCAACAUGAGCGCGACGUGGUAACAAGAGAGCGGGAUCUUCUAUCAUCUCAGCUACGCGAGACGGAUGAUGAGUUACGGGCUCGAGGUGACGCAAAGAGUCUUCUACAAACCCGCCAUGAUGCAUUGACCAGUGAAUCUCAAGGGCUCCAAAAAGAGCUAGAUAGAGCUCGAGUUGCUAUUGCAGAUUUGGAACAGCAAGUUGUAGACGAGAAGCGGACAUCUUUUGAAAAUUUUGAAGAACUCAAAGCCCAACACAAGGAUAACAUUGAUCAGUUACGUGAUGAUAUUGAGUCCUUGCAAAGAAACCUUGAAGACAACCGCGCGCAUUUUGAGGUUGAUCGUGACAAAUGGGAAAGUGCAAGGAGAUCUUUGGAGCUGCAAAAACAUCAAGCUGAACAACAGGCUGGUGGGUAUAAACGAACGAUUGAACGGCUACAUCAAGCCGAAACAUCCUUGUCCGGCAAAGAAAAAAAAUUCCAGGAUAUUAUCAACAGUGAGAAACUACAGCAUUCACAGGAGAAGGAAUUGCUCAACCGUCAAAUAACAGAGCUGAAUAGUGAUAUUGUUUCCAGAAGGGAAGUGACAGAAAAGCAAAGACUGGAGUUGCUGACUCUCAAGGAAGAGUUGAGGGUAGCUAAAAGGGAAGGGGAGGCUAUGAAAGAAACGGUUCAAAAUCUCAAUGAUGAUGUUAUCGUUCUCCAAGCAAGCUUGGAGGAAGAACGACAGUUAGGCAAAAGUCAACAGAGAACAGGCCCUUCAGAGCUGGAGAAACAGCUUCAAAACAUUACCAUUGAUCGGCAAACUCUUCGAGACAAGCUCGUUAACACGGAGUUUGAGUUAGGUGAACUUCGGGCCAUUAUUACAGACAUCAAAGCGGAACGCGAAGAACUGAAGAGCCAGCUUGGCCGUACCCAUAAUCAACUAGACGAAACGUAUCGCCUGGACCAAGAGAAGCUAGACCUUCGAAAAUCCAAAUUGCGCCAUGAGAGCGAGGUCAAACGAUUGAAGGAGGAAAAAGAUGUGCUGCUUGAAGCAAAGGAAACGUUACGGAUUGAACUGGAUGUCGAACUCGAGAGGGCUGCUGAUGAGGAGAAUAGGCUCUUAGCGCAAAUCGACCAAUUACAGGACAAGCUCUUCAUAUCAUCUGAAAAACGAGAUCGCGAGCUUGCUUCUUCGAGAUUGAAAUCCGAGCGGCUAGAAAAACGUGUUAAAGAUCUCGAAUCUAUUCUUGAUCAACAAGUGCCGACCGAAAUAGAUACAGGCCCUGAAGCGGUUGACUCCUCUAUUCUUCGACACCAUUUACAAGAAUCACGCAAAAAGGAAAAGGCGGCUCUUCGGCGUGAGAGUGAUCUGAAAUCUUCCGUCCGGCAGUUGAAGGACCGCAUUGCGAAUCUUGAAACUGAGAAUCACGAACUUCAGACAGACAAGUUCGGACCGAUAAGCUCGGAGGCUGGCAUUUCACCUUCGUCUAGGUAUCAAGAAGAGGUCCGCAAACUCCGUGGCCAGCUUCUGGAUGCUCAUAAAAAUAUGAAGGGGCUUCGCGCUAAAAACCAUGAUCUUCAGCGUCAUGCCGUGAUGGCAGAGGAAAGAAAAGACCUCCACGAGCUACUUAAAUCUGCCACACUCGAAGCUGAGUCCCUAUCUGUUAAAUUGUCCGAGCGAGAUGUACGUGUCAAUGAACUUCGAGCUCACCUUCGUAGAGUUCGCGAGGAACGCACAUUAUCGAAAAAACAAGCAGAUACGGCAGAUAACCAACUUCAGGCGCUACAAGAAAAAUAUGGGGUCGCGCUGGACGACUUGGCAUGUCAAGUAGGAAAAGGAGGUCGACACGAGAAGGAACUCAGGGGCUUGGGGAAAGAAAUUAUGUGGCUUAGAGCGAAACUGUCGAGAGAAGAAAGGUUCCGAAGAGACCUUGCCUGGGGCAAGGGUAUAAUGGAGGUUGGAGAGCGUAUUAGAAUAGCUUGCAAUGAAAUGGAUCUUCAACUUAUCGCAGAUAUGGGGGUCGAAGCUGGCAUGGCGGAGACGAAAUUGUGUGGUCGAAGAAAACUCAGGAGUGCUGCUUUCGUAGUUAUGGCUGCAGCUCGAAUGCAGAAGAUGGCAGCUGAGUGGAGGAAAACGAGGAAAAUGGGCGAGGGAUUGCGGAAAGCAAAGAACGAUGUGUUGAAGAGAAGAGGUGUAGACAGGAUGGCAUCUACGAGCGAACCGGGGCGAGUUUGA